This is a messenger RNA of Erythranthe guttata (spotted monkey flower), 1753 nucleotides long. Lineage: Eukaryota; Viridiplantae; Streptophyta; Magnoliopsida; Lamiales; Phrymaceae. The record is from RefSeq and is a predicted model, not a curated record.
UUCUUUUUCACUUUUUUCAAUUGAUCUUAACAGAAUCAGAAAUACAAUUUGUUUAUAUGUUUCUCUUCUUUUACUAAUCGGUCGAAUCUAAUUUAAAUUUAUUCAAACGAAAAAAAGAAGAAAAACGCUUGAUUUAUAGUCUAGUUCUGUUAAAUUUAUUGAAUUUGGGAUUGUUGAUUAAAAUGAGCAGCACAUCGAUGUCUCGAACGAGAACGCGCGUGGGUAAGUAUGAGUUGGGGAGGACGCUAGGAGAAGGAACCUUCGCCAAGGUCAAGUUUGCCACUAACGUCCAAACCGGUGAUCGCGUUGCCAUUAAAAUCAUUGACCGCGAUCGAGUCCUCCGUCACAAGAUAAUUGAGCAGAUCAAAAGAGAGAUUUCGACGAUGAAGAUGAUUAAACACCCCAACGUCGUAAAUUUAUUUGAGGUUAUGGCUAGCAAAACCAAGAUCUACAUUGUUCUCGAAUAUGUUGAUGGAGGCGAACUUUUUGACAAAAUUGCUAAAUAUGGAAAACUUAAAGAAGAUGCUGCAAGGAGAUACUUUCAACAGCUCAUCAAUGCUGUGGACUACUGCCAUAGUAGAGGUGUAUACCACAGAGAUCUAAAGCCGGAGAACCUGUUGCUUGACUCCUACGGCAUUCUUAAAGUUUCAGACUUCGGAUUGAGUGCUUUCUCAGUGCAAGUCCGGGAAGAUGGACUGCUUCACACAGCCUGUGGGACACCAAAUUAUGUAGCACCUGAGGUUCUCACUGAUAAAGGCUAUGACGGUACUUCAUCAGAUGUAUGGUCUUGUGGGGUUAUUCUCUUUGUUCUGAUGGCUGGAUACUUGCCUUUUGAUGAGCCCAACCUCGUUUCUUUGUAUAGGAAAAUUCAAAGGGCCGAAUUUUCAUUUCCUCCAUGGUUCUCUUCCAGUGCGAAAAAGCUGAUUAAGCGUAUUUUGGAUCCAAAUCCACUCACUAGAAUGAGCAUUCCUGAAAUUCUAGAAAAUGUCUGGUUCAAGAAAGAUUACAAGCCACCUCACUUUGAGCAGGAAGAGGGGGUAAAUCUUGAUGAUGUUGACGCUGUCUUCAAUGACUCUGAUGAACAUCUUGUUACAGAAAGGAAAGAGAAACCAGAAUCCAUGAAUGCCUUUGAGCUUAUUUCUAGGUCUCAGGGGUUCAGUCUUGAAAACCUGUUCGGGAAGCAGGUGGGGCUAGUAAAGAGAGAAACUAGUUUCACAUCCAAGCAUCCACCAAAUGAAAUAAUGUCAAAAAUCGAGGAAGCUGCUAAACCUCUGGGUUUUAAUGUUCACAAAAGAAACUAUAAGAUGAAGUUACAAGGUGAUAAAACAGGAAGAAAAGGCCAACUUGCUGUAGCUACAGAGGUUUUUGAGGUGGCUCCUUCGUUGCAUAUGGUGGAGCUAAGGAAAACUGGUGGUGACACCCUGGAGUUCCACAAGUUCUACAAUAACUUCUCAUCGGGGUUAAAAGACAUUGUAUGGACGACGGAAUCAAGUGAUGAGAAAACGGGAUGAAGUCUCGGUGCAAUUGCAUUUGGGUUACCUAUUUCACAUUUUUAAUUUUCCUGGAGAUGUUAACGCUUAUAAUUGUAUUGAGAAUGAAUGAAUUAAUUAUAUAGGAUAGGACUUUAAUUUGGAGGGUAUUAUAAUUAUAUAUAUAUAUAAUGUGUGAAGUAUUGAUAAAGAUAGCUGCAUAUGUUGUUGACAAGAACAAUUAAUAAAUGGAAGUGGUGGAGUAGUUUGUCUUAAAACAACAA